Molecule: messenger RNA, 1544 nt
Organism: Tetranychus urticae (two-spotted spider mite)
Lineage: Eukaryota; Metazoa; Arthropoda; Arachnida; Trombidiformes; Tetranychidae
Source: RefSeq, a predicted model, not a curated record
UAUUUUUCUAAUCCUAGAGAAGGAGGGAGACAAAGAAGGUCUUUCUUCGAAGUAAGCAUAAAUUCAUUGCUUGUUGCACAUUGUUUUCUGUUCCAAGAGUGAUCAAAGAGUAUAUUCGGCAAUUUCAAUCUUUUUUUGUAUCUGAUAUUCAUCACCAUGAGUCCGGCAACAUUAAAUGGUCAACCUGAAAGUUACAACUCGAGCAAAGUGAUUGGAUUUAAAGGGCUGGAAGCAUUAGCUUUGGUGGUGAUUAUUGGUGUCCUCCUGAUGAUCUCAGCACUGACCAGUUUUACCAAUUUUAUGAUAAUCUAUAAAUUGCGGCUGUUUCCUCGGAUGGAGAUGAUUGCCUUUAGUGACGAUGGACACGUUAUAUUCAAUCACGAAGCCAAUCUUAAUAGAGUUCAUUUGUACAAGAAUGUAAUGGCCGGUGUAUCAAAAAUCAAAGGAGAUAUUUCUCUAGAAGCUGGAUCAGAGUCAUAUUUGCACCUCAAUUCAGAAGGAUUAGAGAUUGGUUCACCUGAAGGGUUCAAAGUCUAUUCACAAAAAACAGAUAAAUUGCUGUUUCCACCAGAUUUUUCAAAGCUGCCUUUACCUUCAAUCUCGUCUAUAUCCAUUGAAGGGGGCAUCCGAAAUGUCCAUAAGAUAAGAUCGCCAACAGAUAGUGAUUUAACCAUAUCAAGUGCAAGAUCUAUCAGCAUAUCUGGAAAUGAAGGUGUUCAAAUUGAUUCUAAAUCUAUCAAUUUAGCUAGUUCAUCAAUAAGUCUUUCAAGUAUAAAUGGUUCAAUUGUAUUUGAAGGUGAACAAGGAAUCACAAUAAAUCCAACUCGAAUGAUAAUCUCGCCUGGAAGUAUUGAUGAAGGAGAGGAAACUAAUUCAAUGAGUUUACAAUAUAAAUUGUGUGUUUGUGGUAAAACUGGAAGAUUGUUCAGGAUCAAAAUUAAGUCACCAGAUCAUACGUGCGCUGAUGUGCGUUUUCCAGAGUCAAGCAAUCCUUGUUCAUAAAAUUACAUUGAAUGUACAAUUUGUGUUAUUUGUCAAUAAAACUCAAACUGUAAAAUCUAUCAAAUUUAGUUAUUGAUUGAGACAUCGAUAAAUUGAGAACAAAUCAGCUGGCUCCACAUAAACAGCAAAAGGUGUAUCCAUAAAGUCCAACUGUGAAAACAGUUUCUUAUAUCGAUGUUAUUAGAUCAGGAGAUCACAUUUUAAUUUAGUUUAUAUUUUAAUUUGUUGAUUCUGGGAUUAUCGGCAAUGAAUCGGUUCUUUCCGAUAGUUGGCUUAAAACGGCGCCACCGGCUUCAUACAGCCAAUUGUAACCAUGGAGACUAGUGACAGCAGCUUGAAACAAAGUUGCAAAGUGAUGAAAUCUUGUUUUGAAAUGGAUACAGAAUCACCAUCCUCAUCCUCAGUUUCACUCGGCAUAGGUGACGAUGUAAGUAAUAAUUCAUUUAUUUGGUUAGAUACUGGAAAUUUAAGCCCCAAUUUUGAGUAACAUUAAAUAGUACCAAUUACCAAGAAGUACCAAAGACAUCUGCAUUUGAUAUCAA